This is a messenger RNA of Stylophora pistillata, 1511 nucleotides long. RefSeq lists its product as uncharacterized. The record is from RefSeq and is a predicted model, not a curated record. Gene Ontology annotation, biological process: microtubule-based movement. Gene Ontology annotation, molecular function: dynein intermediate chain binding. Gene Ontology annotation, cellular component: cytoplasmic dynein complex; cytoplasm. Lineage: Eukaryota; Metazoa; Cnidaria; Anthozoa; Scleractinia; Pocilloporidae.
AAAAAGCCUGAUUGAGCGUGGUAAAUAAGCCUUUUCACGGCCCCCUGCGAUAAGCACCCGGCUAUGAAAGCAGAUUUGUAAUCACCCAAAAUUAACAGUUCUUUCUUUUUCAAUAUUUGCAACAUUUUGUUUACUUUACGCAACACAAUGCGGCUGUGUCGAAGGAUUAAAGGAUUGGUAGAUAUCAGUUAACCAGCACUUUACUGCCGGAAGCGAAUUGGGACGAUUUUAAGCGUGAUAAAUUUGAUAAUUAAUAGCGUGUCUUUCACUGAAGAUCACGUACUCCUUCCAGCCAUCAGCGACACAAAACGCCUCGCGUUUUCUCGUGAUUUCCCCGUGGUCUGUCAAGAGACCCUUGAGCUGUCAAAGACUGCUUUCAGUGGAAAUUUUCGCAAAGCAUCUCAGACUAGAAAGCUAAAGCAUGGGGGAAACAAACGGAUCUUGUUUUCCAAGAGAGAGGCAGAAUUCAAACCCGUUUCAUUUCACCUCAGGUCACGAAGCUACGCAACGUACGAACAAUGCUACAAAUAUUUACAACACCUCGUCUUUCCCGGAGAAAGAACCGAGAUUCUCACCCAAGCCAGGAAAAAGGACGAGAAAACUGUCAUUAUUCUCGUUUCAUUUCAACUCUAAAUCUAACUCGGAAGAAAAAGGGAGACUUAGGCGUUCGUCUCAACCAACGUUCAACCAAACCUCACCUCCGACUCUAUCACCAGAUCCAAGUGAUCUGUGGUUGACUUCUCUCGCCAACAGUCGCCCCGGAUCUCAGAACAGCUUGGAUAGCUCGCCGUGUUCUUCUCGAAAAGACUCGUCAGUUCUCGGACCCGUGGAGAGAGAGAAUAUUGCUAUACAGGACAUUAUUCAAGAAACGCUAAAAUUACAGUUUGAAUGUGUUACAGAGUAUAACCGGGAUGAAUGUGACCGCUUGGGAAAGAAUGUUUGUCAGCUGGUUAAACGUCGCGUCGAGGCCAUGAAAGAAGCGACUAAAACACGCUGCAAAAUUGUUUCAGUUGUUUAUGUUGGGGCUGUGAGAGACUUUGGGAUAGAAGUAGCAUGUCAGGCGCUUCUGGAAGCAGACAAAGAUAAUUUUACGGUAGCUAGUUACAGGAACGGAAAGGUGUUUGCAGUGGGUGGUAUUUUUGUAAUCCCGUUAGAGAAACAGGCGUAGAGUUAUAAUAAUUUAAUGGAAAGAAAACAGACUAUACUAAUACGAGAAGCUUAAAUAACAAGCGAGAGAAAAACAUUUGUUUUCAAGCAAGUACUGUUGUGUUUUGAUAGCACUGCAUUAGUGUUAUAUGAAGAGUGAAAUGAAAGCUAAUGACAACAUUGUGUUUCUAGUUGUAGCUGGCGCCUGAUCAGUUAGCUUCGGCAUGCUUCAUUAGCGCUAUGAUAAACACAGAUAACCUGCGGUCACGAGCCUAUUAACAGAUGCUGGCAAAUUACCAUAGGUUCAAAGUUAUGAGCAAUUCGCAGAUAUAUUUGCAUCGCUAAAAUAAAAACAUUACGCGUGA